Messenger RNA from Anoplophora glabripennis (Asian longhorned beetle), 1743 nucleotides. Its product is annotated as zinc transporter ZIP1. Bases 210 to 1358 code for a protein of 382 amino acids. Gene Ontology annotation, cellular component: plasma membrane. Gene Ontology annotation, molecular function: zinc ion transmembrane transporter activity. NCBI's taxonomy places the organism in Eukaryota, Metazoa, Arthropoda, Insecta, Coleoptera, Cerambycidae. The record is from RefSeq and is a predicted model, not a curated record. The transcript has 4 exons. Gene Ontology annotation, biological process: zinc ion transmembrane transport.
UGUUUCGAAUGGUGAUGUGUAGGUAAUUAGUCUGACACUAGCUUGAGUAUCAGCUACCUCAAGAUACCAACUAAACUGACAUUGCAACUGUAUUACCGUAAGAUGCAGUUAAGAUGACGCUGCACUGUUAACUGGAUAGUUGAAACCCUUGCAGGCAGCUAUACAUAUAGAGUAAUAGUGAUAAACACUGUGAUAUAUUUAUAUACAAAAUGGAGAGUGUAUUAAAAAAUUCGGCAGCGCAGGAAGCUGCAAACAAUGAUCUGAUGUUAGCAAAAUUCGUAUCAAUGGCUGUCUUAGGAGUUUGUUCGUUUCUGUUAGGAAUUCUACCGAUAAAAUUAACAAAACUAAUUUCGAUAAAAUCAGUGGACGGAGAUAAAAACUUGUUAAUAUCAUUAUUACUAUGUUUCGGUGGUGGCGUCUUACUAUUUACAACGUUUAUUCAUCUACAACCUGAAGUUCGAGAAAGUUUUGAGUCUUUGGGGAAACGGGACGCUAUACCCGAAUUUGGAAAAAAUAUCCCACUGUCGGAAAUAGUGUUCUGUUUUGGAUUUUUCUUCGUGUAUUUCAUAGAAGAGACGGUGCAUAUGUUACUAGACAGGAAAGUGCACAACAACGCUCUACAUCGGUCUUUAUCAGUGAAAAGUUGUAGUUCAAAGGACGAACUCUCAAUACCCAGAGUAACUUUAACGAAAUUAGAUGAUGGAAGCAUAAGUUACAUCAGCACCUCAAACAAAGAAUUGUUUAAUUCUCAGACGACUAUUAAUGUAGAGAAACAGUCACAUGCUCAUCAUCACAUGAACGAUUCACUAAAGAGUUCUUUCACUGGUUUCUUGGCAGUGUUAGCCUUAAGUUUCCACGCCGUCUUCGAGGGAUUGGCUGUGGGUUUGGAGGGUAGUGUCGAUAAAGUUUGGUAUUUAUUUGCAGCUAUUGCUACCCAUAAGUUAGUAAUUGCUUUUUGUGUGGGUGUGGAACUGGUAACUUCUAAGACGAAGGUUCUUCUGGUGCUGCUUUAUAUUGGAACUUUUGCCAUCGUUACUCCAUUAGGGAUUGGUGUCGGUUUAAUACUGAGAGGUAAACAAGACAGCAGUGAGGAUGUUACGUCAGUGGUUCUUCAAGGAAUGGCAGCAGGAACUCUUCUGUACGUUGUAUUUUUUGAAGUCCUCGCUAGAGAGCGUAGCAACCACCACAGUGGAAUCUGGCAGCUAUUGGCUAUCCUGUCUGGAUUUGCCAUUAUGUUCAUAUUACAAAUUUUAACUGGCCACGAGCACAGUCACAAUGAAGACCACCAUCAUCAGUUCCAUCAGAACCACAUGGAGCAUACUGAAGUAACUACAAAUCAUUACCAUCUAUUUAGUUGAUUUAUUUCGUAAAGUGUUGAUGCUGAUCAUAAACAAUUACAGUGAAGAUCUAAAUUAUUUUCAAGUACUAUUACCUUUAUACGAUUUGGAUUUAUUCUAUACAUUGACGAGUAAAUCACAAAAUAUUUUAAAAUUAUCUGUUUUAAUCCUUUGUUUGGCAGAUUAAGUAUUAAUAGAUUUUUUUUUAAUUAUUUAUUAGUUGUAACCACUUUUUAUUUACUUAUUAUUACAUGAACAUUUUUAUACAUUUUUAAGUUUGAGUUUAUACUUUAUUAUAGUCAAUAGUUUUGUAAAAACCGAUUAUUACAAAAACUGUCAUAUUAUGUAGAUUAUGAGAUUUAAGUUCACAGUAUUUUGUAAUACUGAAAUGUGCAUAACUGUAAAU